Cyprinodon variegatus (sheepshead minnow) is the source of this 7896-nucleotide messenger RNA. RefSeq names its product K(lysine) acetyltransferase 6B (gene kat6b). Gene Ontology annotation, molecular function: histone acetyltransferase activity; DNA binding. NCBI's taxonomy places the organism in Eukaryota, Metazoa, Chordata, Actinopteri, Cyprinodontiformes, Cyprinodontidae. The transcript has 18 exons. Gene Ontology annotation, cellular component: nucleosome; MOZ/MORF histone acetyltransferase complex. The coding region runs from base 482 to 6913 and encodes 2143 amino acids. Gene Ontology annotation, biological process: regulation of DNA-templated transcription; nucleosome assembly. The record is from RefSeq and is a predicted model, not a curated record.
GGAAGAAGAAGAAGGGGGAGGGUACCACUUUGUCACAGGCUGCUAUGUAGAUUAACCUUUCAAUUAGUUGUUAUCAGGUCCUCUCCAUGUCUCGGCGAGAGCUUUCCAACCUUCGCUUUUAACACGUCAAAAGAAAAAAGAAAAAAAUCCCAGGAAAUCGCUCGGAUACGUCGCUUCGCAUUUUACCCCGUUCGACGCGAUAAAGAAGAGGAGUACCCGAGAGAAGGGGGGAAAACUUGAAGAGAUUUGAUCCCGGAUUUUAUUAAAGACCUAUUCCAGGUCAUGUGACACCAUACCAGUGUGGGAUUUACUCGUGCCAACUUUUCCUCAAGCUCAUCUUGGAUUGAGAACACAUUCGUGGAUGCAGUUGUGGAACCUAACUUCCUGAUCUUUACCAUAAGGAUGUGGAUGUACCUCGCGUUCGGCUGCAGAACGAGGGAAUAUUUAUGGAUCACGUUUCUGUGAGGCAUAUUGUUCAACCAUGGUAAAACUUGCAAACCCUCUCUACACAGAGUGGAUUCUCGAAGCAAUACAGAAAAUUAAGAGGCAAAAGCAGAGGCCUUCUGAGGAGCGAAUUUGUCAUGCAGUGUCCACAUUGCAUGGACUGGACAAGAAGAUCGUCCUCGAGCAGUUGGAUUUAAGUGUUCAUGAUGGCUCUGUCCUUAAGGUUACAAAUAAAGGAAGCACCUCCUAUAAGGACCCAGGAAACCCUGGAAGAAUCGGAUCAAUAUUGCCUGCAAACGCACCUUUGCCGCCAGUGGAAUCUAUAUGGAAUUCAAGCGAUCUGCGGCAUAUCGAUUGGAAUAAAAUACUCAAGAGGGCCAUUGAGGGUCUGGAUGAUACCCAUGGCUCCUCGCUUAAGAACAUCGAGCGGUAUCUGAGGAAUCAGGAUGACCUAUCAGAAGUUGUUGACAACCCCGCCUUCCGGCAGAGGUUGCGGCUGGCGGCUAAGCGGUCAGUCAAAAAUGGCAGGUUGUUAAAAAAUGGCCCCCGGUAUAAACUCAGCCAUGGUGGUGUGGAGGGGAGGAACCCCAGGUGUCCAAGUGCUUCCCCAUUGGUCCUGUCAUCAGUGACGCUCCUCCCUCAUGAGCGUGAGCAGCCAGCUGAUUGGCAGAGGGAAUCAUCAAGAGGGGAAAAGGGAUCCGGCUUUAAUCUGAGUCAGCUACGAGUUGACCCCAUCCCAAUAUGCAGUUUCUGUCUCGGGACAAAAGAGUCAAAUCGAGACAAGCGACCGGAAGAGCUGCUGUCCUGCGCGGACUGUGGAAGCAGUGGGCAUCCAUCAUGUCUGAAGUUCUCUCCUGAGCUCACCUCAAAUGUAAAGAGAUUAAGAUGGCAGUGCAUUGAAUGCAAAACCUGCAGCUCCUGUCGAAUACAGGGGAAAAAUGCUGAUGAGAUGCUUUUCUGCGAUUCGUGCGAUCGGGGCUUUCACAUGGAAUGCUGCGAUCCGCCGCUUUCAAGAAUGCCAAAAGGAACCUGGAUCUGCCAAGUGUGCAGGCCAAAGGAGAACGGCAAAAAGCUGCUGCACAGGAAGGCAGACGAGAUCAAGCGUCGAUAUGCAAAGCCGAUCGGACGGCCAAGAAAUAAGCUCAAACAAAGAAUGUCUGUAACCGGUGGUGAUGGCUCCAUGGUAGCACUUGGAGGAAGGGGGUCACCUGGUAGGGGUCAAAAGAUUACCGUCUGUUCCACACCUUCAUCUGGUCAUGCUGCAUCUGUGAAGGACGCCAGAGACAGAUUGACUGUCGCAGAGCCUUGUUGUGCGGUCAACGCCACCCAAUUCACCCCCUCCCCUCCCACCACCACUCCCUCCCUCACGCCCACCUUCACUCCAGCCACACUCACUGUUAACAAGAAAACCAAAGGGCUUAUUGAUGGGCUUUCCAAAUUCUUUACUCCUUCCCCUGUGGGCCGUCGCUCGCGAGCCGUAGCCGUAGAGUCGAGCGCUAGAGACCAGGGCGUGGCCAAAGUGUCCCAGUCACCAGAAUCGUUCGCCUUUGCCGCAGACGCCUCUCAUAAGAUAACCCCGACAUCGUCUGCACUUCCUGCCGCUUCCAUGUCACCAGGACUUAGCUCCCCCCCGCAGGUGUCCAGCAGCUCCACCUCAGCCAACUCACCUCAGAGCUCUUCCAGCCAGUCUAGUGUCCCUUCGCUGAGUAGUCUCUGCAGUAGCAGCCAACUUAAGGGACUCUUUGAUGGACUCUCUCACAUUUACACGACUCAGGGCCAGUCGCGGAAAAAGAGACUACCGUGCUACGCACCACCGAAGCGCAGGCCCCUUAAGCAGGACUUGUCCCAGUGCCUUGGAAAGAACGAGAUUAUCAAAAAUAGGUUACAGCCCACAUCUUUGGGGGCUGACCGACCCAGAGGACCCCCAUUUAAGAUGGUCAGUCAUUUCAAAUGCAACCCUUUCCUUAAAAAUCACAGGACACUAGGCAGGCUGAAGUAUAGAGUGAGAGCUCAGAAGGGAGCCACCUCACCAGGAAAGGGAGACUUGACAGAUGGAAGAAUUAAGCCUGAGAAUAACCAUGGCCAUCUCGGCAAGCUGCGUGUGAAGCAGGAAGCCCAAGAGGACUCGGCGGCUAUGUGCAGAGAUCACGUCUUGGAGGAGGACAUAGAGAUGUUCGCUCGAGUCCAGGAGCUUGCUGCUCAGAAAACAGGCUUUUUGACCAACAGCGACUUUACGCGGCGCCCAGCUGUCAUCGAGUUCGGGAAGUACGAGAUCCAGACCUGGUACUCCUCACCGUACCCACCUGAAUAUUCAAGAUUACAAAAGCUUUAUCUGUGUGAGUUCUGCCUCAAGUACAUGAGAAGCAAAAACAUUCUCCUGAGACACACAAAGAAGUGCGGCUGGUUUCACCCUCCUGCCAACGAAAUCUACAGAAAGGACAACCUCUCCGUGUUUGAGGUUGAUGGAAAUGUCAGCAAACUCUUCUGCCAAAACCUCUGCCUGUUAGCCAAGCUUUUCCUGGAUCACAAGACCUUGUAUUAUGAUGUGGAGCCUUUCCUCUUCUACAUACUUACGAAGAAUGAUGAGAAAGGCUGUCAUCUUGUGGGCUAUUUCUCCAAGGAAAAGCUUUGCCAGCAGAAGUACAAUGUCUCCUGCAUAAUGAUUAUGCCUCAGUACCAAAGGCAAGGAUUUGGAAGGUUCCUUAUUGAUUUCAGUUACCUCCUCACCAGACAAGAAGGACAGGCUGGCUCCCCAGAGAAGCCUCUGUCAGAACUGGGUCGCUUAUCCUACCUGGCAUAUUGGAAAAGUGUCAUACUGGAGCACCUUUAUAAGCACCCAGAUAAACACAUCAGCGUUAAAGGAAUCAGCAGGGCCACUGGGAUGUGUCCACAUGACAUCGCCGCCACUCUCCAGCAGCUUGGCAUGAUUGACAGACGGGACGGCAGGACUGUGUUGGUCAGAAGAGAAAAGCUGAUUCAGAGGCACAUGGAGAGGCUGAGGGUUAACCCGCGGAAGAAUGAGGUGGACCCAGAUGCCUUGCGCUGGACUCCUUCUAUGACUCUUAAUGCUGUCCUGUCUGAGGAGGAGAGAGAGGCAGAGAUGGAUGCCGAGCGGUUGAAGGAGCAGGCCAGCUGCUGGGAGAAGGAGGAGAGGGAGGGCUACAUGAUGACUCAUGGAAGCAGGCAACCUCUUACCAAGGUCCACUGCAAGAUUCCCUACAGGACCUAUGAGCGCCGGCCAGCUCCCCCCUGGACAAGACGCGUCCAGCGACUGGAGGUUGCGAGCGACACCGAUGACGACUCUGAUAGCUCACCGCCUAUCCUGACAAAAGCUCACUCAAUGCUCACAGCCAAGAGAAAGAGCACAUCCGUUCUCAAGAAGCGAGGGCGUAAAAGGAAGCGGAUCAACAGCAGCGUUACUACAGAAACAAUCUCUGAGACAACAGAGGUUCUAAACGAACCAUUCGACAACUCAGAAGAUGAGCGGCCAAUGCCACGACUGGAGCACACCUCCAGGAUGAGAGAGCUGGAGGAAGAGGACGACUAUGAUGAUGAGACGCAAACGUACAAGAUGUCAGCUUUACCAAUAAAACGGCGGAGAGGUCGUCCAAAGCUUGAAAAAAAUGCACACAGAGACAAUCUUGAGAGCUGGAAUGAAGGAGCUGAACUUGUCUCAAAGAGACCCUGCAGACCUCGUCCAGUUAAACGGAAGAAAGGCUGGCCCAAGGGGGUUAAACGUGGUCCUCCUAAAUGGAGGCACAAAAAAGAACGCAAGAUGGGCUAUAAGCUGAACCUCUACACGCCGCCUGAAACCCCUAUGGAGGCAGAGCAGCACCACAUUCGCACCGAGGAAACAAAGCACACACUGGACCAGGAGCCGUUCAGCGGAGAUGAGGAAACAAAAGCAGGACGAUCUCUGGACAGUCCAGCUUUACUGCCAGAAGGGCUCCACUCGGAGCCCCCGAGUCCUGCUGAUCAUGGCUCCCAGACUUCCAGCUCGCCUGAAGGAUCACCUAUGGCUUCGCCAGUGUGUUCACCUGCUAUUUCUGUUGAGGCUCCCUCCCCACAGCCUUUGGAAAGGACUGACUCACCGGAACCGGCAGGAGAUGAGAAGCUGGAGAGUGGGCGUCAGCCGGGCUCUCCUGGCAAAGCUAUGGAGGACGGUUCUGAGAAGGCUGCAUCAGCAGAGAACAAUACUGAGGAAAAGUAUGGAGAGGAGCAGAGAGCUUGGAUAGAGGAUGAGGAUGCUGAUGAUGAAGAUAAAAUUCGCAGCAAGAAGGCGGUGCAGAGUGGCGCGGAAGAGUCAGAGCAGAGUUCGAAAGACACACCUAAUGUCCCCCAGACUUUUUUAGAUCCAAAAGAAGAUGAUAGCUGUGAACUGAGUCAGCAGGUUUCUAAAGAGUCAUGCGUUGAAGAAGUACCGGUUGGUGCCACGGAAAAGCUGCAGGAUGCAAUAACAGAGACGGCCGUAGAAACACGGCCUCCUGAAGCAGCAGCAGUUGCUUCCAUAGCACCUCCAGACUCUGAUAAUCCAGCAGACUCGGAGUCUGAGGAAGAAGGCAUGCCCAGUCCUGCUUCAAACCAUCCACCCCUCCCACCCGCAGGAAGGUCCACGCUGAGCCCCGUGCUGAGAGAGGAUCCCCCUGUCUGCACAGAGUUUGACUCAGAGACCGUCCAAGCUGUUCAGUCUCUGACGCAGGAAAGCGAGGGAGAGACGGUGUUCCAGGACUGCGCUGAGAGCCAGGAGCCCUGCAGGAAUCUGCAGACGUACGCCCAUGUGGCCAAGAGCCCUCAACUCACUUCCCUGGACGACUGCCCUCAGUCAGACCACAGCAGCCCCCUGUCCUCGGCUCAGUCCCAUCCCAGCCAGUCAGUACGCUCCGUCAACAGUCCAGCCGUCUCGAUCCUGGAAAGCGGCUAUACUCAAAUAAGCCCUGACCACAGCGCCAUAUCGGUGCCCUCACUCCACAACAUGGAGACCAGCCCAAUGAUGGACGUACCGUCUGUGUCAGAUCACUCCCAGCAGGUCGUGGACAGCGGAUUCAGUGACCUCGGUAGCAUCGAAAGCACCACGGAGAACUACGAAAAUCCCAGCAGCUACGACUCCACCAUGGGGGGAAGCAUUUGUGGUGCCGGCCCCACCCAGAACAGCUGCUCGUAUGGCACUAUCCCCCCCAGCGGCCUGCCCCAGAGCAGCUGCGCCGUGAGCCAGCAAAUGGCCGCCGUUAACCCCAACGGCUGCGGAAUGAUUCAGCAGAACAGCCUGAGCUCGCCGCCGCACUGCGGUGUCAAGUCGCCGCAGGGCUGCGUGGUGGUAGAGAGGCCUCCCAGCAACUCCCAGCACUCCCAGCACAGCCAACACACCCAGCGCAGCCAACACAGUCAACACAGCUCUCACAGCAGGCACGGCCCGCCACACAAUCAACACAGCCAACACAAUCAGCACGCCCCUCACAAUCAGCUCAGUCAACACAACCAGCACAGCCACCAUCACAAUCACCGCCUGCAACACAAUCAGAUCAGCCAGCACAAUCAGCACGCUCAGCACGGCCUGCACAGCCAGCAGCAGCAGCAGCAGCCGCCCAUGGCCCCGUGCUCCAUCCCCCCUAACUUCACCACCACCAUGCAGCUGGCAGACAUCCCCGAGUCUGGCAACCCCAACUUCGCCCUCUAUGAGAGAAUCAACCCUCAGGGGGAGUAUGGCGGCGGACAUUAUUCCCAGUCCUCUGGCCUCAGCCUGGCCAAGCUGCAGCAGUUCACCAACACCUUCAUCGACCACCCUCAUUCCCUCCCCUUCAACCACGCAGCCUCACACCCCAUCACCUCGUAUGCAAACAAUCCGUCGCUAUCAUCACAGCACUCCAGCUUGGUCUCCUUACCCCAGACCCCUCACAGAGUCCCCAACCCACAGGUGCAGGCCACCAUGACUCCUCCCCCAAACCUGAGCUCCCCAUCCUCCAUGAUGCUGCAGCCCAACAUGGGUAUCUCCCGUUCACAGCGCGUGCACCAGAUGACGUCAAAGAACCACAUCUCGGCCCGCUCCAAGUCGGCGCCGCUCUCCCACAACCACCAGCAUCAGAUGUAUACCCGUACGCCGCAGGCCGUUGCCAUGCAGGCGCCGCCCAGGACGCUGGCGGCCAUGCCGCGUAUGAACAUGAGCAUGAACAUCAUGCCCGCGCCGGGUUACAAUGUCAACUCAAUGAACAUGCCCUCCCUCAACGCCAUGAACGGCUACAGCAUGAGCCAGCCCAUGAUGAACAGCAGCUACCAUGGCAACCACGCCUAUAUGAACCAGUCACCCCAGUACUCUAUGCAGAUGGGCAUGAUGGGAACGCAGCCAUACCCCCAGCAGUCCAUGCAGGCUCCGCCACAUGGCAACAUGGUGUACCCUCCAGCUGGUCACCAUAGUUACAUGAACACGGGCAUGUCCAAGCAGUCCCUGAAAGGUCCUCCCUUAAUCAGGCGGUAACUCUCCACAGGACAGAGCUGCUUCUCCUCCUCCCGUGCAUUUGGCUGUUUUUAAAAAAAAAUGCACUGAUCAGGCCUUGCUUUUUGUUUUUGUUUUUGGUGUCCCUUUUUUUAUGUUUGUUACUUAAAAAAAAAUAAAAUAAAAAUAAACCAGCAGCAGCACUUGUAAAGAAUGCAAAAACUUUCAUCCGUGAGGUAACUUUUAAAGCUAACGUUUAAAAAGUAUUUUUUGUUCCUCCAGAUGGGAAGCCUUACAUCAUUAAGAUGAAAAUCUAUUUAAUUAGUGUUAGCGUGUCUGAUGUGUCUUUAGACCAGGCGGGUUGGGAGCUCAGUUGUAGAAGUUUCAUCAGUGUAGCAGCCUCAAAUGAAGCCAUUUAAUGCGCCUGCUGCGAGUGGAAAUAGUGGCUGUUCAGUGUACCUGUCUAACAGUGCUGACAAUUAGUUUGUACUAUACUCAUGCCUUUGUAUAUUUAAAUUAUUGUACUUAUUUUGUAAAGUGAUAAAAAGCAUGCUUCGGUCUCUGUUAGUGACAGUGCAUUGAGUAGUACUGUACAAGUGUUGUGCUUAAUAGCAAGCCAUUUAAAAAAAUAUAUGGCCUUUAUUAGGUUUCCCUUCACGGGGAGAAAGAUGAAACUAUAUUUUAUUAAAUCUAAUAAUGUAAAAAAAAUGUAAACUUAGUCUUGUUUUUCUGUUUGGUUUGAGAGGUUUUAUUGCGAUGUAUGUAUAAUUCUGAAGCCUUUUUGUAACAGAUCUCCUCCAGGCAGCUUUCUGUUUAAUAAAACAGACUGAUUUCUGUCAAAAAAUAAAGCAUAUCUCCGUGUUUGUACCCUUAAAAAGAAAAACAAAAACAUUUCAAAGUGUCCCGAAGUGUGGCAGAAUUUUAAAAGAACUAAAUGAUUAUAAGGAUGAAAUAACAAUACAGAUAUAAAUCUAGUCCAAAGUCGAUAUUUUACAUAAUGCCUUUAAAGCUACGUUUUCAUUCCA